Molecule: messenger RNA, 5157 nt
Organism: Oncorhynchus tshawytscha (Chinook salmon)
Lineage: Eukaryota; Metazoa; Chordata; Actinopteri; Salmoniformes; Salmonidae
Gene: bmp4
Product: bone morphogenetic protein 4
Exons: 4
Coding region: 462-1685 (407 amino acids)
Biological process (GO): negative regulation of apoptotic process; SMAD protein signal transduction; negative regulation of transcription by RNA polymerase II
Cellular component (GO): extracellular region
Molecular function (GO): BMP receptor binding; cytokine activity; growth factor activity
Source: RefSeq, a predicted model, not a curated record
GGGGCAAUAGAUGCAUGAUCAGUUGGAGAGUACGCCUGUCCUCGCAGUGUUCCGCCCUCAUGAACUUCUGGAGAUAGGAACCCCGCUGCAAACAUACGCUGCUUCAUACAUCUACCGCUUCGGUCUCCGGCCAUCGUCUCGCCUCUUGUUUUUUUUUUAGAGUGGUCGUUAAGGAAUUAAUGAUCCGAAAGCACCACCGUACCUCUCCAUAAAUUAAUUCGGCGUUUGCAGUACAUGCUUUACACCUGGACUUCCAUUGCGUGUGGAGAGCUCACACUUUCUUUUGUCGUAUUUACUUUUCUCGAGGAUACUACCUGUACCCCUACUGAUGGAACAGGGUCACUCCAACGCUCUCAAGCAGCCCCCCAGCACCACGUAACAUUUCCUUGAGGAACGCGUCCAUUGCUGGCUCCCAACAAACAUGGACUGUUUUCCCAUGCUUUAUUUUCUGUCGAGACAUCAUGAUUCCUGGUAAUCGAAUGCUGAUGGUUAUUUUAUUAUGCCAAGUCCUGCUGGGAGAGAGCAACCAUGCUAGUCUGAUACCUGAGGAAGGGAAGAAGAAAGCCCCGGGCCUGCAGAGCCGGACUGCUGGUCAGAGCCAUGAACUGCUGCGGGACUUUGAGGCCACGCUGCUGCACAUGUUUGGGCUGCAGAGGCGACCGCGGCCCAGCCGCUCGGCCACCGUGCCACGCUACCUACUGGACCUCUACCGACUGCAGUCGGGUGAGGCCGAGGAGGCCGGUGCCCAUGAUGCCGCCUUUGAGUACCCCGAGAGGUCGGCUAGCCGCGCCAACACCGUGAGGGGCUUCCACCACGAAGAGCACAUGGAGCGGGUUCAUCCGGAGGAUCUUCAGACGAAGAAUGGCGAGGUCGCCCCACUGCGCUUCCUCUUCAAUCUCAGCAGCAUCCCAGAGGACGAGCUGCUCUCGUCGGCCGAGCUGCGUCUGUUCCGGCAGGAGAUCGACGAGGCCAUUUCGGGGAGCGGGGGGGACAAGGAGGGGCUCCACCGGAUAAACGUGUACGAGGUUCUGAAGCCCCCGCGGGCCGGGCAGCUAAUCACGCGGCUCUUGGACACGCGGCUGGUUCGCCAUAACGCCUCGCGCUGGGAGAGCUUCGACGUGAGCCCCGCCGUGCUGCGUUGGACACGGGAGCGCUUGCCCAACCACGGGCUGGCUGUGGAGGUCCAGCACCUCAACCAGACACCGCGCCACCAGGGCCGCCACGUGCGCAUCAGCCGCUCACUGCACCAGGAACCCGGGGAGGACUGGGAGCAGCUACGCCCCCUGUUGGUCACCUUCGGCCACGACGGCAAGGGCCACCCGUUGACGCGCCGGGCCAAGCGCAGCCCAAAGCAGCGGGGGCGUAAGCGCAACCGCAACUGCCGCCGUCACGCGCUGUACGUGGACUUCAGCGAUGUGGGCUGGAAUGACUGGAUAGUGGCGCCGCCAGGGUACCAGGCAUACUACUGCCAUGGGGAAUGUCCCUUCCCCCUGGCAGACCACCUGAACUCUACCAACCAUGCCAUCGUGCAGACGUUGGUGAACUCGGUGAACACCAACAUUCCCAAGGCCUGCUGCGUGCCCACGGAGCUCAGUGCCAUCUCCAUGCUCUACCUGGACGAACACGACAAGGUAGUCCUAAAAAACUACCAGGAAAUGGUAGUGGAAGGAUGCGGUUGCCGCUAACACUGACUAUGGGCAACUUUAGGCAGGCAGCACAGACGCUAAGAAAAGACCCCACUUUACUCCCAAAAAUGUUCACUUGGACCUUUUAUUUAUAACUUUUAUGUUGCGAUGUAUGUUUGUCUAAUUUUUUGGUUUCCUUGACAAUAUGAUCAUAUAUUUUGACAAAAUAUAUAUAUAUAUUUAUAUCUACAUAUAAAAGUGAGUCCUUAUUUUAAACAUAAAUAAAAAGCUGUACAACUUUUCAUAAUGUAUAUUAGAUUGUAUAAGGUUUUUAAAAUGAGAAAAUAGUAUAAAAAAAAUUACAAAAAUUAAAAAAAGUUUAUUUACUGGUAAUAUUUAUUGCGUUUAUAUUAUAUACAUUUAAAAUAAAAAAUUCAAACAAAUUGCCUUCCAAUAUUACAUUUGAGCAGAUCACAAGAAGCUCAAAUUGUGUACUUAAAUAGAGCACUGUGUGAAAUUAUCACAGCACUGAUUUGUUAUGAAUCAAUCGAAGUAAUCAGAAAUGUGCAUUGAUUUUAAUUCACCUCUUUACAUAGAUCUUUAAACUAAUGAUUUUAUUAGAUAAGUCCCUUGAGUAAGAAUUACAUUUUUUAUGUAUAACUGUAAAAAUCUAUCAGAUAAUAUGGGUAUUGAAAAGUUGACAGCAAAGGUCCAUGACUGUUUUGAGUUUGUAUUUAACACAUUUGGGCCUGAUACUUUUGAAAAUGUACUCAAGUAAUUGUUGCAAUUCAUUAAAACAGAGGAAUCUUUCUGAUGCUCAGUCUCUCCCAAAUAAAAUAAUGUUCGGUCUGGCAUUAUCCAACUCUGAUUGAUUCACACUUGAGGAAAGGACUUUAGUAAUUUCUCAACAUAGCUGUUUUGUAAGAUGAAGAUCACCUUUUGACAUUUAUAAGCAUAAAUAAUAAUGUAACCAUUAGAGACCAAACAGACCUAGGCAUGGGAUACUUGGGGAUAGGCUACACCAUGCUCAAAUUUCACUUUUAUGUCAAUUAGUUUGUGGGGUGGUUUGACACUCGCUAAUCCAAUUGCCAUCUGGGCGGAUAGUUGAAAUUGAUUGUUGGAGACAGUUGAAAAGUGAUCCAAAUGUUUCAGACGGUUUAGCGUUCGGGGCACGACUGUGGACGAUGGGUCAUACACUGACACAUGGUGAUACCCGUUCUCGGGAGAAUCAAAGGUUAGACCGUCUGUCUCCAUCCUUUGUCUUCGGCGGCUCAUGCCGACAGAAUAAAGACGCCCGUCUCCAACUUGUGCCCCAUUAGACAAUGUACUUCUACAUCACUUAUUUACAAUCGGAUGACUGCACCAAAUUAUGUGAUAAGGUUUGGAGCGGGGAGUCCUUUGAACUUUUCAGGACAUCCCACUGUAUGUAGCAUUCCCCCCAUGUCCCUGCACGAGCUUUGUAUAGGCUAGGGGACAUGUCGUAAGAUAAAUACAUUUGGCAUUAUUGGAGAAAUUAUAUUUUUCAUCUUCCCUUGGAAAUGUUUUAGGCCUGCGUGCUUGGAAAGAGUAGAAGGCAUACUUUUCUUCCCCCAAUGCACAACAGACUCAGAAAAAGCAAUGUCUCCAAUCCGCACCAAAUGCAUCACCACGGGAGUCACACAAACCCAAACAAGCCUUUUUGCCAUGGUUGAGGUCAGCUGGUUGUUUCUGAAGGGUUUGACCUAAAAAAAUCUAAGGAUUUUCAAUUAACCUCCCAAUUGCUAAAGUAAUGCAAAUUAAUGUGCCAAUAUUUUUUAGAUCACAGGUUGACUGACGGGUGGAAUUAUGUGGUAGACUUGUCUAUAUUCCAAUGGAAUGUGUGUGGCAUGGUUUUGUUGGUGUUAUUUAGUCUUUCCAUCUGAGACCAUGAUUUCUGCUCACCUCAGAGAAGUUUACCACAGUCAACCUCAGGCUCUCGGACAGCUGUUGGGCUUGCCUUUGAUGCCCGCAUAUCAGGCGUAGCCUCGUCAAAAAGAGAGGCUGAAAAUAAUUUCAUUUUGAAGUGGCUGAAGGCAGAGGGGAGUUCUUCUUUUUAGCAGCUUGACAGCGCAGUUACACACAUUUCAACUGAUCUCCUGAGUUUAGAUAACAUCAGCAAUUUAUGGUAAUUGUCUGCCUGGUCAUUAUCCCACCUACACUGUUAAAAUGAAGUGCUUUGUAACACCAAAACUUGUGGUAACUGAGCUGCCACCAACUUGAAGGAGAUGAAACCUGAACUGCUGGAGUAUUGAAACACAUCAUCCUGAGAUGAUUCGAAACUUACAUGGUGUGUUGUAACACCACAAAAUCAUCAAGUGUUGUGUAACACCUUGCUAGGGACUGGGAGCACUAACAGAAACUAUUGAAAACAUUAUUUUGGUUAUUCAAGUCCUGUUUAGUGCAGAAUUAGAUACCUUCUCUAUUGGUGUUGUUUUUUUCUCUCUAAAGCUUCGAAACACCAUUAUGAUGUUUUGAAUUCUGUCUAGUGCAGAAUUUGAUCCCUUUUUCUUAAGUGUCAUAAUGUAUACCAUUGUUUUAUGUAUUUUAUAAGUGGACAUUUUACAUAAUUUUGUCAGGCAUUGUCAAACAGUUUUCAAACCACCAGCACAAACAGGCAGGUGUUCUGUAAAAAUGUAAGAUUCUUACCUUACCUCUUCUCUUAAUAACCAUGACAUUCUGUGGGAAUUCUCUGCUGUCCUCAUUGAAUGUCAAUUUGUCUAACGGUUUUGAUAUUCAUUCAUUAUGAUCCAUUACACGUCAUUGCACAACAAGCUUAAUACUAAUAUAUAAAUAUACUUUUCUAUCUUCAAACUUCAUAUACUGUGUGAAAAAUUCAUAAAGUCCAAUUUUUGGGAAUUACCCACAAUCCUCUAAAAACAGAGUCACUUGGAAAGAUAGGAAAUGCAAGGUAAUUAAAACCAAAGACUUCCAAUCACCACAUUUUCUCUCUUCGGUUAUCCUCAUGAAAGAUAUUUACAUUUUGAGCAACAUAUUCAGUUGGAUUUAUUCUUACAUUAAUUUGGUCAAAUUGAAUUAACAAAUAGUUUAAGCAACUUACAUACAUUUAUUUUAAAGAUAUUUUGAAUCUUUAUUGAGACAGUUCUGAAAUGACAGAGGGGAUACAGAUACGUGGGAGAAACAGAUUGAAGAGUUGGAGAGGGGAAUUGAAACCCAGUCUUCAGUGGGGAGAGGGGGGGACUAAGCCAGGUGAGUUGUCGCUAGACCACAGGCUCUGGACUACUUGCAUUCAUUUUGAUUAAGUAUAUGUUGUUGUUGUUUUGUCACUUUCAAUUCAACCCAUAAUAAUUUCUUACAGUGUGGCUGUGUGGUUGAGUGGGUAAAAUUCCAACGAAAUGUACCAUCUUAUUGCCCCCUUGUUUCCAAUCUGUCUAAAUAAAGCGUUGAAAAAAUGAAGGUGGAAUUCCACAAAAAAUAUUCUCCAUAGUCCCUUAUCAUCAAUCAAUAUUUAGGCUAUAAACCAUUUGCAUUUAUAAACCAUUGAUUGUAUGAGAAA